Molecule: messenger RNA, 7743 nt
Organism: Aspergillus sclerotioniger CBS 115572
Lineage: Eukaryota; Fungi; Ascomycota; Eurotiomycetes; Eurotiales; Aspergillaceae
Product: fatty acid synthase S-acetyltransferase
Exons: 13
Coding region: 1-7449 (2482 amino acids)
Biological process (GO): secondary metabolite biosynthetic process; fatty acid biosynthetic process
Molecular function (GO): fatty acid synthase activity; oxidoreductase activity
Source: RefSeq, a predicted model, not a curated record
AUGGCCAUCGACAAUGGAAGCGAGCACGUGGUGGAGGCCGCAAUCCACAUCGAGGAUGUCCGGCGCCAACCUCACCUGGACCAACCGACCACGCCAUGGGCUACCAACCAUGGACAGGAACCAGCCGGCCUACCGCCCCCCAUCGCCAUCGUGGGUAUGGGGAUGAGGUUCCCUGGCAACAUCCGAACUGGAGAGGACUUCUGGUCAAUGUUGGUGGAGAAAAGGAGCGCUGUGGGUGAGAUUCCUCCAGGCAGGUACCAUGGAGACUCAUUCUAUCACCCUACCAGGCCUCAUGUGGUCAAGACCAAACAUGGGUACUUCUUCCAGGAAGAGUAUCUGGGUAAAGUCGAUCCAGGAUUUGUUGGAAAGCCCCACGAAGCCGGCCUGUUGGAUCCCCAGCAAAGGCUUCUUCUCGAGGUUGUUUGGGAGUGUAUGGAGAACGCUGGCCAGUCUGACUGGAGGGGGCACAACAUCGGAUGUUUUGUAGGGACCUUUGGAGAGGAUUGGCUCGAAGUCACCAGCAAAGACUUUCAAGCUAUAGAUCGGUUUCGAGCAAUGGGAACAGGCGACUUUGCACUUGCCAACCGGAUUUCUUUCGAGUUCGAUCUAAAAGGCCCAAGCAUCACCUACAAAACGGCGUGCUCGUCCUCUCUGGUCGCAUUACAUGAAGCCUGUCAGGCAAUCCAAUCUGGAGACUGUUCUUCGGCUAUUGUCGGCGGCAGCAGCAUUAUAUUUUCUCCUACAAUGUCGGUCACGAUGUCGGAUAACUUGGUAUUAGCCCCUGACGGCCGAUGCAAGACCUUUGAUGCUUCAGCGGAUGGAUACGGACGUGGGGAGGGUAUCAAUGCCAUAUACAUUAAACCGCUGGACACUGCCAUCCGAGACGGUGAUCCCAUCAGAGCAAUAAUCCGCUCUACAGCAACAAACAGCGACGGGAAAACGCCCAACAUUUCCACGCCAGAUCGUCAAAGCCAAGAGACUCUGAUCCGGAGAGCAUAUAGUCGAGCGGGAAUCAGUGAUCCCUGCCAAACAGCUUUGUUCGAAUGCCACGGAACAGGGACAACUAUGGGCGAUGUUACAGAAACCGAGGCCGUCGCAGGAGUGUUCGGAGAGAAGGGGAUAUUGAUCAGUGCGGUGAAACCCAAUGUUGGACAUAUGGAAGGUGCGUCUGGUUUGACCAGCGUCAUCAAGGCCGUCCUCUCCUUAGAAAAUAGAAAGAUUCCUCCAAAUAUAUACUUUGAAAGACCAAAUCCUGAGAUUCCAUUCGAAAAGGGCAAAUUAGAAGUUCCGAUAGACACUUUACCAUGGCCGGAAGACAGGGAGGCUCGUGUGAGCGUAAACAGCUUUGGGAUUGGUGGAGCAAACGCACAUGUCAUUUUAGAUGCUUAUCAACGCCGUGACUCUAUGCCAAAACCAUCGAGUGAUGGAGAUCACGACCAACUCGUGGUGGUCUCUGCAUGGGGCGCAAAUGCGCUUGACAAGAAGAUCCAGCAGCUUCAGUCCUACCUGGACCAACACCCCGAAGCCUUCAACGAUGUUGCUUAUACGCUUGGUUCCCGCAGAGAUCAUCUGGCUCACCGUGCAUUUCUGGUUACAGGCGGCAAGAUCGAAAAUCUAGAAGGAUUCCAAAGAGCCCAUUUACCUGAAUCGCAGGCGUCAGAAAUAAUAUUCGCCUUCACCGGCCAGGGUGCUCAAUGGUCCGGAAUGGCCAAAGGUCUCAUGGAACGAUACCCCCAAUUUUACAGAGAUGUACAAAUAAUGGACGUUACACUUCGAGGUCUUCCAUCACCACCCAGGUGGAAUUUACAUGAUACAUUACUGAAUGGCAACCAAAGUGCGAUGGACCGCGCCGAAUGUGCCCAGCCGCUAUGCACCGCCAUUCAGCUGGCUAUCAUCAACAUUCUGGCCGCUUAUAACAUCUGCCCCUCUAAGGUGGUAGGCCACUCCAGUGGAGAGAUUGCUGCUGCAUAUGCAUCGGGUGCCAUCUCCAUGGAGACAGCCAUCAUUCUGGCCUAUUAUCGCGGCCAAGUAUCCUCCCAAUGUGAGGGCAAAGGGGCGAUGUUGGCGGUGGGCUUGAGUCCAAAACAGGUCCGAUCAUAUAUCACAGGCGGAAUCGUUGUUGGGUGCUACAAUAGUCCCGAGAGUGUGACCCUAUCUGGAGACAGCGGUGCUCUGGACGAGAUAGCAGCUAGGAUACGCGCUGACCUACCAGAUGCUCUGAUGAAAAAGCUCCCAGUUCAAGUCGCCUAUCAUUCCAGCCACAUGAUGUUUGCCGCUGCCCAUUACGAAGAGUUGAUUCGACCUCAUGUUACCUGCAAGCCGAACAUGAUAGCACAGAUGUUCUCAACCAUGACAGGCCAAACAAUACAUAAUCCAACCCAGCUGGAUGCGGCGUACUGGAGGGCAAACCUUGAGUCACCAGUCCAGUUUACGGCUGCCAUGGGAGCAGCGCUGAAGUCGGCGACUGACACACCGCAGCCACUAAUCCUAGAGAUCGGACCACAUUCUGCUCUUUCAGGCCCUAUCCGUCAAAUAUCCAAGGAUAUUGAAAAGCGGCAUUCGUAUUGUCCGACCGUAGUGAGGGGAGAUGACUCUACUUCUACUUUCCUCAAUGCGGUGGGUCAGGCAUAUCUCCAUGGUGCGCCGGUGCGUUUUACGGCAGUCAAUGGAACUGGAUCUUGCUUGAAUGACCUAUCACCCUACCCAUGGCAGUACGAAAACUUAGGAUGGUCCGAAACCAGGCCCCCGCGGCAAUGGCGUUUGCGCAAAUUUGCACACCAUGAAUUGCUUGGUUCUCGUACUCUGGAGUCCUGUGAUUCCGAGCCUUCUUGGAGAAACAUCCUUCGCCUUGAUGAAGUCCCAUGGAUCUGGGACCACAGCGUUGCCAGUCAGGUUGUCUUUCCCUGCGCUGGGUACAUAGCCAUGGUGGUGGAGGCAGCCCGUCAAGUCACGGAAUCUGAUGCUAUCACGUUACGGAAUCUGUUGAUCCGGACUGCCUUGAUUGUGGAGCCGAAUAUGGAGUAUGAGCUUCUGACUACCAUACGACCGGUGGCAAUCAAUGACCUGGUAGAAUCUUCAUGGUACGACUUCACAGUAUAUUCCUAUGACGGUACUUCGUGGAAAAAGCACUGCGCUGGACAAGUCAAGUCCGGCACCUCUGCCAGCCUAUCGCAACCAUCAGUACUCCCGGUGUAUCCGAGAUCUGUUUCGUCGUCAUACUUAUAUCGACAGCUGAAGAAGGCGGGACUGAAAUAUGGAACAACGUUCCAAGGCCUUCAGGAAAUCACUGCCAGUCCGUCGACCUACGAAGCCGCAGCAACAAUUCAGGACGAUCCGCAGCUACAUGUUGGACGUUACCUAGUUCAUCCCACCGCGAUCGACCAAUGCUUGCAAUUACACUGUGUAGCCGCAUGCCGUGGCCUCGCUCCGGGAAUGAGCGUAGUGGGCGUCCCUUCAUACAUUGGAGAGGUAUACCUAACCCAUAGCAGCGAGACCAUGUCGUUAGGGGUCAGCCCAACCGCCUCGAAUGCUAUAACUGAUGGCUUAGGUGGAGAUGCACAUCUAAUUCGCAGUGAUGGGACCACCGCGUUGUCCAUGCGCGACGCCCGUUUUUUCGCCCUGGAAAGUGAUGGAAAGUCAGCACGUGAAGAGCCGUUCCUAUGCUCUUACAUGAAGUACCAACCGGAUAUACGUCUCAAUCCUGCAAAAGGCUUGGUUAAACGAGCCCCUGUAAAUACGGGACUAGAAAUAACAGCGAGGCUUGCUGUUCUGGCAAUCCUAGAUUUCGAUAUUCUGGUCUGUAAUCUCACUCCCACGGUCCCUCAUAUGAUCAAGUAUCGGCAAUGGAUUCAAUCGGAAGCCCUGCAAAUAAAAACAUCAGACUACCAUUGCAUCGAAGAGGCACGGAACUGGGCGCGCAUAAGUCCCGGUGAGCGGCUGGGCCUUUGGAAAACACUCCUUGAAAAGGUGCCCGAUCCCCGGCUCUCAGGCUUUUUCGCGGAUGCCAGAUACUGCCUGGAAUCAGAGAUGGACUCCUUGAUGACGGGGCAAUCAUCAGCGGCUCAGGUGCUCACCCCGCGUGACUCUUGGAAGGACAUCUAUGGCUACGGAGUCGACAUAUUUGAUUGGCAACAGCUGUUCGAGCUUCUGGGACAUUCCAGUCCUCAGCUGCGGAUAGUGGAGAUUGGCGCUGGAACGGGCUCUGCUACUGCAGCGGCGUUGAGAGCCCUCGUUGAUUCCAGAGGAGAUCGAUCUUUUGCUCGGUAUGUGGUCACGGAUAUUACGCCUGGCUUCCUGAUACCGCUACAGGAGCGAUAUGGCAGUCAGCUCGAGUAUGCGGUUCUCGAUAUAUCUCUCCCGCCUGCAGAUCAAGGAUUUGAUGUCGGUGGCUUUGACCUGGUUAUCGCGUCGAAUGUUAUACAUGCCACACCAAGUUUGAACAAAACAUUAUCUAAUGUGAAGACGCUGCUGAGGCCGGGUGGCUGGCUCGUGCUCCAUGAGCUUUCGGCUGCGGUUCCUUACGUGGAUUGGGUUAUGGGUACCUUGCCUGGAUGGUGGUUAGGGGACGCUGACCAGCGUCUCAGCCGACCAUACGUCACUGUGGAGAGAUGGAAUGACGAAUUCGUUAAAGCCGGCUUCACAGAAAUAGAAGGCAUGUCUUAUGACGAAGACUUCCCAUACCAGAUGUCCGCUACUAUGGUCACAAGAAGCGCACCUUCAAAGCCAUCCAUCCCCGUUAUCACCCUUCUCGGGACGUUGGAAACACAACGGCAACCCUGGGCAGCGGUUAUUGAAGACAGGCUGACCCUCCAAGGCUACACUUUCCAGUGGUGUAUACUGGGGGAGUGUCCUAAGGAGAGCGUCGUUAUCUCACUGCUUGAUCUGGACGGCCCGUUCCUAUACGAUUUGCCCGAGGAGUCGUUUUCCCAGUUACAAAAUUACUUAUCCAUUGCUCGACGAACACUCUGGAUUACACGGCUUUCUCACAAGAAAUGCUCGGAUCCUCGUUUUGGACUCAUACAAGGAUUCGGCCGUACCAUCCGAGCGGAGACCGGAAUGGAUUUCAGGACAGUUGAGUUGGACAAAUUCAACGACACCAGUGCAGACGUCCUAAUGCGCGUGUGCGAAGAAUUCUUCGAUGAGAAAGCUAAUCCGUCUGGUAAGGAUUUUGAGUACUCUAUUGAAGAUGGUACGGUCUACACUACGAGAUGCAAUCGCCUAUCAAUGGAGGAGCAACUCGAGGUAACGGGUAAUGAUGGGCCUCUUCGCAUCCAUCCUGGAACACGCGGUGUGAUAGACACACUCCAUUGGGUGGAAGAGGAGCAACAGGAGACCCUUCAGCCGAGUGAAGUUGAGGUCGACAUGAAGUAUCUGAGUUUGAAUUUCAAGGACCUCAUGUUCGCCUUGGGUCUUCUUGGAAACAACCUUCCUCUAGGUCUAGAGGGCAGCGGUGUUGUCCGCAGGGUGGGCUCCGCGGUGACCGACCUACACGAGGGAGAUUCAGUCAUCGUUAUUCAGCAGGGUACAUUCAAGACGCGGCUAGUCACGCAGGAUCUAAAAUGCAUGCGCAUCCCAAGCGAGAUCUCGCUCGAGCAGGCAUCUGCGAUGCCUUGUGUUUAUGCGACUGCCAUCUACUCGCUUCUGACGAUAGGGAACCUGAGCAGGGGACAGUCCGUUCUUAUCCAUUCGGCCUGUGGUGGUGUUGGCCUGGCGGCGAUAGACAUAUGCCGGAUGGUUGGCGCAGAGGUUUACGCUACUGUGAGCAGCGAGGAGAAGAUUCAAUUUCUCAUACAGACAUUCAAUAUCCCACGUGAGCGGAUAUUUGACUCUCGCAGCGUCUCGUUCCGCAGCGGCAUUCUAGAUGCGACACACGGACGUGGCGUAGAUCUUGUACUGAAUUCUCUCGCAGGCGAGCUCUUGCAUGCGUCUUGGGACUGCGUUGCUCCCAUGGGCAAGAUGAUUGAGAUUGGCAAACGCGAUAUGCUGGAACAUGGGAAGCUGGAAAUGGUACACUUUGCGAAUAAUCGCUCCUUCUUCGGUGUUGACUUGAGCGAGAUGCUCGAUGACUGCCCAGAGCUUGUUCGAGGGUCGAUCAAUGAGAUGUUCACCUACUGCCAAGAAGGACGACUGCAGGCGCGAUUGUUUCCACGAAUGUUCGAUGCCAGCGAGAUUGCAGCUGCAUUCCGUCACAUGCAGACCGGUAGACAUAUCGGCAAGAUAGUGGUUAAGAUGCCGGAGGUGCCUCACAGUCUCAAGAACAAGCCAAUCGAGAGGAAAUACAUCUUCUCUCCUACGAGAUCCUACCUCCUAGUGGGUGGAUUCGGAGGCAUUGGUCGAUUAUUAGCAACAUGGAUGGUCACCCACGGCGUCCGACACCUGGUUAUAAUGUCACGAUCGGCAGGCCAAUCUGAGUCGGACCAAGGCUAUAUCAAAGAGUUGGAAAGCCAAGGUUGUACUGUUACCGUUGUCAAUGGCAGUGUUGAAGACACCAAUACUGUCGAGCAAGCUGUCUCCGCCAGCGAGCACGAGUUGGCUGGUGUCGUCAAUCUCUCCUUAGUACUACAGGACGAAUUCUUCGCCAACAUGUCCUACGAUCAAUGGGUCGGCCCUCAAGGCUCAAAAAUCCGCGGCGCAUGGAACCUCCACAACGCCUGCUCCGAGAAGCACCUCGACUUCUUCGUCCUCUUCAGCUCCGUCGUCGGCACAGCCGGCAACCCAGGCCAAUCGAGCUACGGCGCGGCCAACACCUUCGUGGACGCGUUCGUGACCUACCGUCGAGGCCAAAACCUCCCAGCAUCACGAGUCACGCUCGGCGCCGUCGAAGAAGUCGGCAACUUCAGUCGCAACACCCGACUCCUUGAGCUUUUCCACGCACAAUCCCGUUUCUCCCUCUCUGAAAAAGACGUAAUCGACUCCUUCCGCCUCGCCCUCCCCCACACCACCACCAUCCCAUCCCAACCCCAAACCACAACCCAAACCCCCCACCCCCUCGACCUGAUGGUCGGGGUAACCUCCUUCCUCAACCCCGGCGAACUCGACACCAAAAAGUCCUACUACGACCAAGACAUCCGGUUCAACAUCCCCUCGCUUAUGCGUCCCACCAAAACCCCCGACCACAACCAAGAAGACGACGUCCUCCUCCGACUCUUCGAAUCCAUCGCCAACGACCCCUCCUUCCUCAACGACCCGAAAUGCGAAAGCAUCAUUAUCCGGGAACUGGGGAAACGCGUCGGCAACUUUUCGGCUCAGGCGGGGUUGGACGAGAAACAGAUUGCCAGUUUCCCAAUUGAUUCGCUGAUGGGAUUGGAGGUUAAGUAUUGGAUUAGAAGGAGUUUGGAUUUGGAGACGUCGGUGUUGGAAAUUGCGCAGGCGAAGACGGUUGCGGGUGUGGCGGGGUUGGCUAUGAAGGGGUUGCGGGCGAAGUAUGGGGUUGGGGUGCCUGAGAGUUAAUUGAUAUGUCCUGGGGGAGGCUGUAGGGGUCGGGUCUCGGUAUGGUAGAUCGGAGGUGGUGGUGUGAUGGUGAUGGUGAUGGUGGGUCGUUUCAGGAUGAUGAUGUUGAUGUGGAGAAAGGGAAUGAAUGGAUGGUCAGUUUGUGUUGGUGCCUGGUGGAGAUGAUGGCCUGAUGUUUUGCUAUGUUUGUUGCGUUUGCUUCGUUUGCUUUGCUCGCUUCCUCUUUGCUUCUUGACCAUUUCGGUAGUUAGAAUCAGAUUGCUUUGGCUAAUGCAAUUGUGGAUUUUAUAUUUU